CACCAGACCGCAACGGUCGCGAUCACUCCAAUAUCUUCUCAGUGCCACCGCCAGACCCAGCGCAACACGGCGCUCGAUCAUCCUCGUCAAACUUGCAAGAUGGGUAUCAAGGAGUUCUUCCGCAAACGGUCUUUGCGCCAGAAGGAUAACGUCCGCACGAACGCUGCCGAAUUGACGCUAAAGGAAUCUCUGUUUCCCAUUGUUCUUGUCACUAUCCUAUUUUUCCUCUGGGGGUUUUCCUACGGCCUUCUCGACACUCUGAACAAACACUUUCAAGAUACACUUCACAUCACCCGGGCUAGGUCCUCUGGCUUGCAGGCUGCUUACUUUGGAGCCUAUCUCAUUGCCAGCCUCGGGCACGCGGCGUGGAUCUUAAGGCACUGGGGCUAUAAAGCUACCUUUGUUUUUGGACUCUUCCUAUACGGCCUGGGGGCCCUCAUUGCGAUCCCAUGCAUUAUCGCCAAGAGCUUCGGUGGCUUCUGUGCCGCCAUCUUCAUCAUCGGUAAUGGUCUUGGCUCCCUCGAAACAGCCGCAAAUCCGUACAUCACCGUCUGCGGUCCUCCUAAGUACAGCGAGAUUCGAAUCAACAUUUCUCAAGCCUUCAAUGGUAUCGGCACUGUCGUGGCUCCCGUCAUGGGAUCGUACGUCUUCUUCGCUUUUGACGACAAACGUGCUCUGGAGAAUGUUCAAUGGGUCUAUCUCUCCAUCGCCGUCUUCGUCUGGGGGCUGGCGAUCGUCUUCUGGCUGGCUCGAAUUCCCGAAAUCACCGAUGCUGAUAUGGCUUUCCAAGCUUCUGAGACGCACGCCAACGUCGAUGAUAAGCCUUUCAGGAAGCAAUACCGUCUCUUCCACGCUUCUUUCGCCCAGUUCUGCUACACUGGUGCUCAGGUAGCCAUCGCGGGAUUCUUUAUCAACUAUGUGACAGAACGUCGCGAAAACACCGACAACGCGCUUGGCUCCAAACUUCUUGCUGGCGCCCAAGCCGCCUUCGCGAUAGGCCGUUUCGCUGGAGUUGGUCUUAUGCAUUAUAUCAAGCCCCGUUGGGUAUUUUUGGCGUUCCUGUCAUCCUGUAUUAUCUUCAUUGCCCCUUCCAUCACACAGAAGGGUGAUACCGGCAUGGCCAUGCUCUAUAUUGUCCUUUUCUUCGAGUCUAUUUGCUUUCCGACAAUUGUGGCUCUCGGCAUGAGAGGCCUAGGCAGGCAUUCUAAGCGGGGCAGUGGCUUCAUUAUUGCAGGUGUAUCUGGUGGUGCAGUUGUACCUCCGUUGCUUGGCGUCGUUGCCGAUCACAAGGGCAUGGGCAUCGCUAUGGUCAUCCCCCUUAUCUUCUUCGUCUUGGCAUGGUCAUAUGCGUUGGCCGUUAAUUUUGUCCCGAGGUACCGGAAUAUCGCCGAUGCUUUCACUGAAACUGAGGUUGGCAUUAGGCCCGUGGACGUGGAAGAGGAAAAGGGAGGCAUCGAGUCGGUCGAAGACAAGCAUGGCAAGAACGCCAUCCCCACUGUGGCGUGA
Messenger RNA from Colletotrichum paranaense, 1506 nucleotides. RefSeq names its product glucose/galactose transporter. Gene Ontology annotation, biological process: transmembrane transport. The annotation marks the transcript as partial. The record is from RefSeq and is a predicted model, not a curated record. Gene Ontology annotation, molecular function: transmembrane transporter activity. The transcript is spliced from 5 exons. NCBI's taxonomy places the organism in Eukaryota, Fungi, Ascomycota, Sordariomycetes, Glomerellales, Glomerellaceae.